Oncorhynchus keta (chum salmon) is the source of this 4242-nucleotide messenger RNA. RefSeq names its product histone deacetylase 3-like. Bases 498 to 1757 code for a protein of 419 amino acids. Gene Ontology annotation, molecular function: histone deacetylase activity. The record is from RefSeq and is a predicted model, not a curated record. Lineage: Eukaryota; Metazoa; Chordata; Actinopteri; Salmoniformes; Salmonidae. The transcript has 14 exons.
AGGUUUUGGGGUUGGCUUCUAUGACGAACAUGCGCACUUAACUUAGUUAAAAUCACCAUUGAAAAUGUCGCGUAUCACACAGUACAAUGUGUGGUUCUGAAUCACUAUUCAAAGGUAACGCGUACCACAUUCACCAUAUAUGAUUUGUGUGAUUGGUAAAAUGUUUCCACCUUUUUAAUGGGGUGAUAGGUGGUAAAUCGGGUACACCAUCCAUAAUCUUUGGUACUGUCUUUGCCCGCCCACUUCGCUUGUCGCUGGACAAUGACGUACGUUUUACUCGCUGUUUACAAUGGCGACCACUUUCUAAAUGAAGGAAAGAUACAUUUACAGUAGCGAACAAAUACCCAGCGAACGGUAGAAAAACCAAGAAGUCUCUUUUGCAAUGUCCAACAGAACAGCAUAUUUUUAUGAUCCGGAUGUGGGGAACUUUCAUUAUGGUGCUGGUCACCCUAUGAAACCCCAUCGUCUCUCGCUGACGCACAGCCUUGUUUUGCACUAUGGCCUCUACAAAAAGAUGCAGGUUUUUAAACCAUACAAAGCCUCACAACAUGACAUGUGCCGAUUCCACUCAGAAGAUUACAUUGACUUUCUGCAGAAGGUCAGCCCCAACAAUAUGCAGGGUUUCACAAAGAGUCUCAACACCUUUAAUGUUGGGGACGACUGGUAACGUGUCCUCUGUCAGCCCUGUAUUCCCAGGCCUGUUUGAGUUCUGCUCCAGGUAUACAGGAGCAUCUCUACAGGGAGCGACACAACUAAACCACAAGAUAUGUGACAUCGCCAUCAACUGGGCCGGGGGUCUUCAUCAUGCUAAGAAAUUUGAGGCCUCUGGAUUUUGCUAUGUGAAUGACAUUGUCAUCAGUAUACUGGAGCUUCUGAAGUACCACCCGCGUGUGUUGUACAUAGACAUUGACAUUCACCAUGGUGAUGGGGUGCAGGAAGCCUUCUACCUGACAGAUCGGGUCAUGACUGUAUCCUUCCACAAGUACGGGAACUACUUCUUUCCAGGGACAGGUGACAUGUAUGAGGUAGGGGCUGAGAGUGGCCGGUACUAUUGCCUGAACGUGCCUCUCCGGGAUGGGAUUGAUGAUCAGAGCUACAGGCAACUCUUUCAGCCAGUCAUCAAGCAAGUGGUGGACUUCUACCAGCCAACCUGUAUCGUUCUUCAGUGUGGGGCUGACUCUCUGGGCUGUGACAGAUUAGGGUGCUUCAACCUCAGUAUACGAGGCCAUGGGGAGUGUGUGGAGUUUGUGAAGAGCUUCAGGAUUCCCCUGCUGGUACUGGGAGGAGGAGGGUACACAGUACGCAACGUGGCCAGAUGCUGGACCUAUGAGACCUCCCUCCUGGUUGAUGAGCCAAUUAGUGAUGAGCUGCCCUAUAGCGAGUACUUUGAGUAUUUUGCCCCAGACUUCACACUCCACCCAGAUGUCAGCACCAGGAUAGAGAACCAGAACUCCCGACAGUACCUGGAGCAGAUCCGUUCGACGGUCUUUGAGAACUUGAAGAUGUUGAACCAUUCCCCCAGUGUCCAGAUCCACGAUGUGCCCUCGGACAUCCUGAGCUACGAGCGCACUGACGAGGGAGACCCAGAUGAGAGGGGUUCAGAGGACAACUAUUCCAGGUCAACACACUCUGCCUUAUGUGACGCUAGAGCUGGGCGAUAUGGGGGGGAAUUCAUAUCGUACAUAUCGUCCAUCAUAUGUACAUUUUUUGCGCUAACAAAAGAAUAUGCAAUAAAUUAUUUUUUGGGGGGUGCUUGAUCUAGGCGUUAUGAACGUCAAAUUGUGAUAGAUCUAACGUUUAUGCAAUAAAUAACAUUUUUUUAAAAAUAGAAAGUUACUUAUAUAUAUAUAUAUAUAUGCCAUUUAGCAGACUUGGCAUUUACUUGGCAUUAGCGGCAGGGCUCUAGUCAAAAAAAAAAAUUCCAGUGCCAAGUAAGAACCGAGAUGGUAGCCUAUGAUUCAGAAAGUAAGUUUGAUUUUUUUAUAAAAAAUCUAAACAAUACAGGAAAUGCAUGAUUGAUGUGCAACCUGUCAAAAUAUGAUCUAGAUUUUAUUUAUGACACUUCAGAGAAUUUGCUAAAUCUUUGUGCAUAUUGACAAUAUUAUUCACCACCUGAGGAAGUGGGAACUCAAAACACUAGAUUGCUAACUCUAAAUACUAGCGGGAAUGUGAUGAAAAAUCAAAGCUGAAAUAAAUCAUUCUCUACUAUUAUUCUGACAUUUCACAUUCUUAAAACAAAGUGGUGAUCCUAACUGACCUAAGACAGGGAAUUUUUACUAAGAUUAAAUAUCAGGAAUUGUGAAAAAUUGAGUUUAAAUGUAUUUGGCUAAGGUAUAUAUCAACUUCCGACUUCACCUGUAGCGAGGGUCAGUCGACGAGAGCAUACAGGUUGCAGUGGGGCUUUGGUGACAAAACAGAUGGCACUGUGAUAGACUGUAUCCAGUUUGCUGAGUAGAGUGUUGGAGGCUAUUUUGUAAAUGACAUCGCCAAAGUCGAGGAUCGGUAUGAUAGUCAGUUUUAUGAGGGUAUGUUGGGCAGCAUGAGUAGAGGCUUUGUUUGAGAAAUACGAAGCCGAUUCUAGAUUUAAUUUCUGGAUUGGAAAUGCUUAAUACGAUUCUGGAAGGAGAGUUUACAGUCUAACCAGACGCCUAGGUAUUUGGAGUUGUCCACAUUUUCAAAGUCAGAACUGUCCAGAGUAGUGAUGCUAGUUGGGCUAUCGGUUGAAGAGCAUGCACUUAGUUUUAUUAGCAUUUAAGAGCAGUUGGAGGCCACAGAAGGAGUGUUGUAUGGCACAGUGUCCAAAGAGGGGCCAGAUGUAUACAGAAUGAUGUCGUCUGCCUAGAGGUGAAUCAAGGAAUCACCCGCAGCAAGAGCGACAUCGUUGAGAUAUACAGAUAAGAUAUGCCUGAAUGUUGAACCCUGUGGUACCCCCAUAGACUGCCAGAGGUCCGGACAACAGGCCCUCCGAUUUGACACACUGAACCAGGCGAGGCAGUCAUUUGAGAAACCAAGGCUAUUGAGUCUGCCGAUAAGAAUACGGUGAUUGACAGAGUCGAAAGCCUUUGCCAGGUCGAUGAAGACGUCUGCACAGUACUGUCUUUUAUCGAUGGCGGUUAUGAUAUCGUUUAGGACCUUGAACGUGGCUGAGGUGCACCCAUGACCAGCUCGGAAACCAGAUUGCACAGCGGAGAAGGUACGGUGGGAUUCAAAAUGGUCAGUGAUCUGUUUGUUCACUUGGCUUUCGAAGACUCCAGAAAGGCAGGGCAGGAUGGAUAUAGGUCUGUAACAGUUUGGGUCUAGAGUGUCUCCCCCUUUUGAAGAGGGGAAUGACCGCGGCAGCUUUCCAAUCUUUAGGGAUCUUCGACGAUACGAGAGGUUGAACAGACUAGUAAUAGGGGUUGCAACAAUGGCGUCGGAUAAUUUUAGGAAGAGCGUCCAGAUUGUCUUGCUCAGCUGAUUUGUAGGCCUAUUCACUGCAAAUUACUUUCUGCGGGCACGUCAAAACCACAGCCCAUUACACUAGUCUACUGCGGUUCUAAAGUGGUGUCAUGAACUCGAUAUCAAGAGGUGAGAAAUUAUACAGAAUUCCUCUGUAGCUAUAACAGUAGUUGCUUAAAUGUUUCCCACAAUAGCAGUUUGAGCAACAGUCAUUUUCUUAAUUUUUAUUUAACUCGGCAAGUCAGUUGAGAACAAAUUCUAAUUUACAAUGGCCUACACACCCUACACAUGCUUCUCAGAAUGCAUCUCUCCCUCCUUGGUGUCACAGUGGGGGAAGGGAGUGGCUCGCUCACACAGCAGCGAAACAGGGACAGGCAGAUACUUUCAUAACAGGAAUCAACAUAAUGCAAAGCCCAUUACGGUUGACCAAGUAUUUGUUUUAGAACAAUCUACAGGAGCGUUGUGUAGCAACAUGUCUCGGUAAGUAGAAGUCAAUGUCAUUUGUUUUAUCGUCCCAGCUCUGACACACACAGGAGCAUAUGUUCUAUUAUACAUGUUGGUAAUGGAAUCAAUAGGACCAGUUUAAGGACGGGAUUCAAUCUGAUUGCAGAUUUGGAAAAUGUGCCAUUUUUAAAGUUGAUUUCUGAUUGAGCCAACAAAUGCAGCAUUUACCGUGGAUGUGGAUGUGGUGUCUGCACGCACAUUACCGGCAACACGAUUGGAUUGAAUCCCAGCCUUCGUGUAUAUCGUAUGCGUGAACAACUGACAUUGGUAUGGUGUGUGAUAGUCUCGAACUAAAUAGCU